GCAAUGUUGAAACAAUCCCCCCCCUACUGGGUAAGGUGGGGAGGAGAAGGUCACGGGGUCAGGGGGCGGAGUCUACGGGCGGCACGAGGACGGUGCGGUUCCUGGGUGGCGGAUUGGACAUAGGAUUGGAUAAAAAUGGCGUCGAGAGCAGAGGAAGUUAUGAGUGACGACCGCUUCAGGCAGGUGAUGAAGGACCCCAGGUUCUGGGAGAUGCCCGAGAAAGAACGCAAGAUCAAGAUCGACAAGCGGUUUCAAGGGAUGUUUCACGAGAAGAAAUUUAAACUGAAUUACACCGUGGAUAAGAGGGGGAGACCGAUCAACCACAGCACAACGGAAGACCUGAAGCGCUUUUAUGACUUGGACUCUGAUGAUUCCGACUUGGAUGAUGAUGAUGAACCUGGAAAGAGCAAACAAAGAGAGCUGGGGGGAAAACCGAGGCAAGGAAGAAAGAGUGGUUCCGGAAAAGCUUUGAAAGGCAGCAUGCUGAUGGAUAAAAAGAAAAAGCAGAGUCUAAACAAAGGGACAAAAUCAAAAAUGAUAAAAGAACUGGAAACUGAGAGCCCCAGUGACAAUAUCAGUACUGACGUUAACAAGAAAAAGCUUAAAAUAACAGCGAGUGAAAAGACGGCAUUUAAAGAUGAGCGCUCUGAAAGCAGUGAAGAAGAGGAGCGAGCCGAUGAGAUGAAAAAUAAACCCGCUUCUACCCUUAAACUGCAGAAGAAAAGUAUUGUCGGCAAUCAAGAAGGAAUAAAACCAUUUGUAACAGAGAACAAUACAAUUAAAACAGGUGCUUCAGAAGAUGAUAGUGAUUUAGAAAGCGACGAUGACGUUAAUGAUGAAGGUCACUGGAGUGAAAGUGACUCUUCAGGAACAGGCAGACAAAGCCGGGAGGAAGAAGAUGAAAUCACGGCAGACAGUGAAGAUGAAGAGUAUUCAUCCGGAGGUGACAGUGAUAGCGACAGUGGUCCUGAUUUGGCCAGAGGGAAAGGAAACAUUGAAACAAGCUCUGAUGACGAUGACUAUUUUGAAGAACCGUUAGUAAAUGAGCCAGAAAUUGAACACAACUGGGGAGAACUGGAUAAGGAAGCCCUACGUGGAGAUACGGUCACUCGGCGAUUUGCAGUUUGCAACCAGGAUUGGGACAAAAUGAAGGCAAAUGAUCUGAUGGUGUUAUUCAAUUCUUUCAUCCCCAAAGAUGGCGCUGUAUUGUCUGUGAAGAUCUACCCUUCAGAAUUUGGAAAGGAAAAAAUGAAAGAGGAGGGAUUACAUGGGCCCACAGAAUUACUGGGGAAUAACUUACCGGAAAAUGAAAAUGAAGACACCAGUGAGCAAAGAAUUAUCCGGGAAAAAGUGCGGGAGUACCAGUUCAAACGACUGCAGUACUACUACGCAGUAGUGGAAUGCGAUUCUCCUGAAACGGCCAAUAAGCUCUAUGAGGAAUGUGACGGGAUGGAAUAUGAAAGCAGUAGUUCCUUUCUGGAUCUCAGGUUUAUACCAGACGAAUUAACAUUUGAAGAUGAGCCAAAGGAUGUUGCCGCAGAUGUGGAUUUAGCAGCGUACAAGCCAAAAUAUUUCACUUCAGCAGCACUCAGCUCAUCAAAGGCAGAACUAACAUGGGAUGAGACAGACCAUGAGCGUGUUGCUACAUUGACAAGACGAUUUCAGAAGGAUGAGAUUAAGGAGAUGGACUUCAAUGCCUACUUGGCUUCUUCAAGCGAGGAAGAUGAUGAAGCAGACAUAGUGGAGGAAGAGGAGUCACAACAAGCUGACAUUACGGCAGCAGUUAACACAAAAAAGGAUGAUGAACAGAUUUCAAAAUAUAGAGAGCUACUGAGAACAAUACAAGGGAAGGAAGAAAAAACUAAAGACAUGGAAAUGGAGAUUACCUGGGUCCCAGGUCUAAAAGAAACAACAGAAGCAAUGGUAAAGAAGAAAUUGGAGAAUCAAGACAGUUUGACGCCUUGGGAGCAUUAUCUAGAGAAGAGAAAGGACAAGAAGCGGGAGAAGAGAAAGCAAAAGAACAAAAUUGAAGAUCAAGAGGCAGAGGAAUUGAGUGACGACGAGGUUCCAGCUGAUGUAGAUUUGAGUGAAUCCUUCUUCACAGAUGAACUGGGGCAGUCGGCACCACAGCUGAAGAAAGCGAGCAAAAAGAUCCAAAGGUCCAAGAAUAAACCAUUGACGCCAGAAGAUGAAGCCAAUUUAGAGAAAGAAAAGGCAGAAAUGGCCUUGCUGAUGAUGGAUGAUGAAGAGGAAGACCGAAGACAUUUUAAUUAUGACAAAAUAGUGGAACAACAGAAUCUUAGCAAGAUGAAAAAGAAGAAACUUAUUAAAAAGCAAGAGCUCCUUGGAAAAGACAACUUCCAGGUGGACGUUACUGACCCUCGGUUUCGAGCCAUUUAUUCUUCACAUCAUUUCAAUCUGGACCCUUCAGACCCCGGUUUUAAGAAGACUAAUGCCACACAGUCUUUUCUGCAAGAGAAGUCAAGACAGAGACAAGAGCAGCAGAAGCAGGCAGCAUCUCUUGCGGGAAAGAGUGAGAUUUCUGGAGAGGAAACGGUGACUGUCAAGAAACCUGUAGACCAUGGACUUUCCUUACUUGUAAAAUCAGUGAAAGCAAAAACAGAACAAUUUCAAGCCCGAAAGAAACAAAAAGUUGUCUAACACAACCUGUGAACAAAGAUGGAAAUCAUUUUUAAUUUGAAAUAUUCCUCUAAGUUUUGAGUGUGUACAUUUGUGAUAUUGCAUGGAAUCAAGUGUAUGAAAAGUAAAUUUUUGGGAUAAUUUUAAAUCU
Messenger RNA from Leucoraja erinaceus (little skate), 2791 nucleotides. RefSeq names its product ESF1, nucleolar pre-rRNA processing protein, homolog (S. cerevisiae) (gene esf1). Gene Ontology annotation, molecular function: RNA binding. The record is from RefSeq and is a predicted model, not a curated record. Gene Ontology annotation, biological process: rRNA processing. The transcript is spliced from 14 exons. Gene Ontology annotation, cellular component: nucleus. Bases 136 to 2661 code for a protein of 841 amino acids. NCBI's taxonomy places the organism in Eukaryota, Metazoa, Chordata, Chondrichthyes, Rajiformes, Rajidae.